Messenger RNA from Archocentrus centrarchus (flier cichlid), 2172 nucleotides. It is a transcript of the gene kcnj16a, whose product is annotated as potassium inwardly rectifying channel subfamily J member 16a. Gene Ontology annotation, biological process: potassium ion import across plasma membrane; regulation of monoatomic ion transmembrane transport. Gene Ontology annotation, molecular function: inward rectifier potassium channel activity. The record is from RefSeq and is a predicted model, not a curated record. The transcript is spliced from 2 exons. Lineage: Eukaryota; Metazoa; Chordata; Actinopteri; Cichliformes; Cichlidae. Gene Ontology annotation, cellular component: plasma membrane. The coding region runs from base 102 to 1358 and encodes 418 amino acids.
GGCUGGUUCAUUCUGGCAGGUGGCUGCUCAGAGAGCCUCAACUCAGGUACAGACAGCCCAGCACCAGGUUCAGCAUUUAACGUACAAAAAGCCUCUGGAAGAUGCAUCAUAGACUAUAUACAUCUGUGAACCGCACUGAUGAAAUCACUGGGAAGGCUGAAAAGGAACCCCAGCCGAACAAAUACCGUUACGUACGUAAAGAAGGUAGCUGUAACGUCGUUUUCCGCCAUGUUCCUGAGGAGUGGCUACUCUUUGUGACUGACAUCUUUACCACCUUGGUGGAAAUCAGAUGGAGGGUGAUGUUCCUGAUCUUUGCACUCUCUUACAUUCUAUCCUGGCUCUUUUUUGGCAUCCUCUUCUGGGUCAUAGCUCUUGCUCAUGGAGACAUCAAGGAUCCUAACACUAAUCCCUGUGUGUUUGAGGUGCGCAGCUUCACAGCUGCUUUCCUCUUCUCGCUUGAAACUCAAACCACCAUUGGUUAUGGUUUCAGAGGAAUGUCUGAGAACUGCAUAAUCGCCAUCAUCACUGUCACCAUACAAGAUGUCAUGAGCUGCUUCAUUGACACGUUUGUCAUUGGGAUUGCUGUCGCCAAAAUGGCCUCAGCCAGAAAGAGAGCACAGACGGUGGGCUUCAGCAACCGUGCUGCCAUCAACCUUCGCAAUGGUCAUCUAUAUCUUUCCUGGAGAGUUGGGGACUUCCGCAGACACCAUAUGGUGGAGGGGACAGCUACUGCCCAGAUAGUCCGCACUAUGAUGCACACCACAGGGAAAGUUGAUGUGACUUAUGAAGACUUGGUCAUCCAGCAGAAGGACAUCAUCCUCGUCACACCAACCACCAUCUAUCACAAGAUUGAACCCGGCAGCCCCCUGUACAACAUGAGCUAUGCAGAUUUGAGGGAAGCAACCUUUGAACUGGUAGUGUCAUUUACCUACACGGACGACUCUACAGGUAUUCUGCAUCAGACCCGAACCUCUUACACUCCGGAAGAAAUCCUCUGGGGUCAGCUGUUCCAGGAGAUGAUCAGGGUUGGCAGGAAGAGCUACAGGGUGGAUUACAAUUUGUUCCAUCGCACUGAAAAGGUGCACAUCCCCCUGGUCAGCGCUAAGGAGUCUGAAGAGAAGAAGCAACUGCAUCUCGCACGACACUCGCCUCAGCAUUCACUCAGAUCUUCCCCACGGCUCUCUCCACAAUCACCACGUCAGAAUCAUCAUGAUAAACAUUUGAAACUCCCAACAGUAAAGGUGGAGCUUGUGAGUGACAGCCGACCUGAACCAACUGUUUCAUCAUCUCAAGCAGACAACAGUCGCGCUCAAGAAACUCUGGCUCAGCUGAAUGACCACACAAGUGAAGAAAAUUGAAAGCAAAGCUGUGAUAUUUCAUUUCUUCAAAGAAACCUGUUAUGGAAUUCAUGAUGGGACCAGGUUUGACCUGGUUCAAAAAUAAUUGUUUGAGAAAUAGAUGAAAAGUAUAAAAUACAGAUAAAUGUAUUAUAAAAUAUCACUUGAUAUUAGAAGAACAGGUGAACAUAACAGGUAUGGUCAUCCAGUUCUGAAGUUCUAACCUCUCAGGAGGUUAAUAAACCGUACGCUUUAUAUAGAGGCAACUGGGCUGCUCUUGUGGACCACUGUACAGUUAAAAUACCCAGCACCAUCAGCAGACAUGAUGGUGUUACUUUAAGAUUUAAGUUUGGCCUCUUGGUGUCACAAAAACUGUUCAUCACAAGUGAGUGGUGGUUCUUACUGAGAAAAAGAGGGAUAAUGGACCGAUAACCAUCCAGGGUGGAGUCCGCCCUUCACUCAGUGACAGCUGGGAUGGGCUCCCAUUUUAAACCGAUGACGUCAGAGUUCUUUCACCGUUUCUGUCCAAACACAGACACAACAAUACAGUGGAAAAACAAAACCCCUGUUUGGUCUAUUGUCAAGGUAACAUGAUAGUUCAGCACCUGAGCACCAGGUUUAAUACAGAGCAGCACUUUAAAUUAUAUGGAGUUUUGUUUUGUUUUUUUUUGUUUUUUUUGCCACUUAUCAAAUGGAUUUCUUGAAGCAAAAUCAGAGCCUGAAAAUGAUGUUUAGAGUGUACAGAGUCAGAACAUUUAUCUGAAAAACACCAGAGAUUGGAGCACAUACUCUAACUGUGCUGACUGAUUUGGGUUUAAGAGACUCCAUGAGAAUU